Telopea speciosissima is the source of this 735-nucleotide messenger RNA. RefSeq lists its product as uncharacterized. Bases 1 to 735 code for a protein of 244 amino acids. Lineage: Eukaryota; Viridiplantae; Streptophyta; Magnoliopsida; Proteales; Proteaceae. The transcript has a single exon. The record is from RefSeq and is a predicted model, not a curated record.
AUGAUAAAGUUUGAACAAGCCCUGAACGACAAGGUCUUGGAACUCCAAGAUCAGCUACAAGAAGUCAUAAAAGGAAAGAACCAGGCCUCAAUUCAUAACUUUCAUUUUACUACAGAUCUGGCAUUUACAGAUGAGGUGCGGCUCGAACCCCACCCAAGAGGGUUCAAGAUGCCAACCAUAGAGCAAUAUGCCGGCACCAUGGACACAGAGGAUCACCUGGAAACUUUCAAGUCCCUCCUGUUCUUUCAAGGAGCUUCAGACGCUAUAAUGUGCAGAGCUUUCCCCUCCACUUUGAAGGGGGCAGCGUGCCAAUGGUUUUCUAGUCUCCCUCCACGAUCUUUCUCUAAUUUCACAGCUCUGGGGCGAGCCUUCUUGGCUUACUUCAUAAGCAGUAGGGUACACAAGAAAACAACUGCCAAUCUUUUGGCUAUAAAGCAGCAACCUGAAGAAUCCAUUAGAAAUUUUCUUAUAGGAUUCAAUAAAGAAGCCCCGCAGGUGCAAAACUUGGAUCCUGUGGUGAAGUUUCAAGCUCUACAUAGCGGAAUCCGAGAUGUCGAGUUGAAAAAGUCCUUGAUUAUGGAUGAACCAGGAGACAUGUAUGAAUUAUUCUCAAGAUGUGAAAAGUACAUCAACUUGGCUGAAGUUCUUGUGGCAGAGAGAAAAGAUAAAACCGAGAAGAAAGCUCAGGGGAAGAAGGAAGAGAUCUCUCGAGAGAUCGGCGCAAAACACAGCUGA